Messenger RNA from Bacillus rossius redtenbacheri, 1106 nucleotides. Its product is annotated as peroxiredoxin-2-like. Gene Ontology annotation, molecular function: thioredoxin peroxidase activity. Gene Ontology annotation, cellular component: cytosol; mitochondrion. The record is from RefSeq and is a predicted model, not a curated record. The transcript has 7 exons. Lineage: Eukaryota; Metazoa; Arthropoda; Insecta; Phasmatodea; Bacillidae. The coding region runs from base 229 to 930 and encodes 233 amino acids. Gene Ontology annotation, biological process: hydrogen peroxide catabolic process; cellular response to stress; cell redox homeostasis.
GGGCACGUUUUAAAAAUCAUUUAAUAUUUAAAAAGCCAACUGUUGUUACAUGUUAGAGACAAUUCGAUUAUUUAAUUCUAGCAAAGUCACAUGACAAAUGUGUGAUCAUUUUUUUAGCAAUUUCAUAGUUAAAUUGUUACCUCUAUGAGUUGUAAUGUUUUGAUUUUUUUGUCGUAAAGGCUUGUCAUCCUAAUUUUACUUCAUAUUCCAAUAUAAGUUUUAAAAACAAUGGCCGGGUUAAUUUCGGGUCUUGCACGAAGAGCUGUACCAAUGUUGAUUAAGCUACAAGUCGCAGUAAAUUCUUCUUCAGCAGCUAGAGCCUUAAGCAUCGGGAGCCAGCUGUUCGCCGCGAGAGUCCAACAUCCGGCGCCAGACUUCCGCGGAACUGCCGUCGUCAACCAGGAUUUCAAGGAGAUCCAGCUGUCGGACUUCAAGGGCAAAUACCUCGUCUUGUUCUUCUACCCCCUCGACUUCACGUUCGUCUGUCCCACGGAGAUCAUAGCGUUCAGCGACAGGAUCCAGGACUUCCAGGACGCGAACACGGAGGUGGUGGGGGUGUCGACGGACUCUCACUUCAGCCACCUGGCGUGGAUCAACACUCCGCGCAAGGCCGGGGGUCUGGGGGGCCUGAACUACCCCCUGCUGUCGGACUUCAAGAAGACCGUGUCGCGGGACUACGACGUGCUGCUGGACGAUGCGGGCAUCGCCCUGCGAGGACUCUUCAUCAUCGACGACAAGGGUAUCCUGCGCCAGAUCACGGUGAACGACCUGCCUGUGGGGCGCAGCGUGGAUGAGACCCUGAGGCUGGUCAAGGCGUUCCAGUUCGUCGACCAGCACGGCGAAGUUUGCCCUGCCAAUUGGAAGCCAGAUUCUCCAACGAUCAAGCCUGACCCAAAGGGUUCGAAGUCAUAUUUUGAGAAGGUUAACUAAUGUGGCAUUGACACGUCAAGAGUUAACUGCUUGUUAAAAAACUCUCAAGCUAUAUGAUGGAACCAUUAUAAGUGCUUACAGAUUACUAUUACUGUUUGUUUGAUCUUUUUUUUUUGAACUAUACAUUUUUAUAGAAAUAUUUUUUUAAUAAAUAAGCUGUGUUUCCUUGGGCUGAA